This is a messenger RNA of Geodia barretti, 2498 nucleotides long. Lineage: Eukaryota; Metazoa; Porifera; Demospongiae; Tetractinellida; Geodiidae. The record is from the annotation of a GenBank genome assembly.
GAAAACAACGCGGUGCAAAACGCGCAUGCGCAGAGAAUCGCUGAUUCAGCAGUGGGCGGGGCUCAUCGUUACGUUGCCCGGCAACAUUGCAAAGAAGAUGGAGAGUCGGAGAUCCAGGCGGUCGCACUCAAAGCUGAGCUCCAGCCAGCUGUCGUCAAGCCAAUCGGGCAGUGGUCGCCACAGCAUGGGGUUGCACUCGUCUAGCCAACUCCGACUGAGGGGAUCUCGCAGUUUCCUGGGCUCCCAGUCCAGCCUCGCCUCCCUCAGCAGGCGGAACCUGGCCUCGGAGAGCUCUCGCUUCCCCAAACCUGAGGCCCAGAUACUGGAUGAGAACGGAGAGGAUGUGACUCCGCAGCCACUCCUGGGGCCUGAUCUACUCAAGAAGAUCAGCAACAAGACAUUCUGGAAUGAACCAAUAUCCUCAGAGUCAAUCUUCCACCAGAAAUCUGGAGCAAGUGGAGGAAGCUUCUCCCAACCUUUCUCUUCGUCAGUGAUGGAGGGAGGAAGUACAAUGGAGAGCAGUCUGAGUAUGAGUUUGUCCAGUCUUGAACAGCCAGCUGAGGAAUCACAGAUAACAGAUGAGAAGUGGGUGAAAGAGGUUGGUGAGGUAGGGGAGAAGGAGAGCGGGGAGGAGGUGGUUGUAAUCACACUGACUGAGACGGAAACCAUCAGUCUACUGGACAUCCCGAGUUCAGUGGUGGCUGACCCGGAUCAGCAGGAGUCUGUCCAGAAGAGCAAUCUGCUGUAUCAAGAGUUGCUAAAGAAUCGUCAGGGAAACGAUCGCUACUCUGAGCGAGGUAUGCAGACCAUUGACAAUGGCAGAAAGACCAAACACGUCCAAACAGACCCAGUCCAGACCACAUGGGGUGCUUGCUUCAUCUGCUGACAUGUAUGACACAUACUCCGCCAUUGAGGAAGCAGAGAAGGUGAAAGAGCCCCAGUCAGACGCCAGUUUGGAGGAGCUCACUAGUAGAGCUGCCAGCAGGAUGGCCACUGGGAGUCUCCAGUCCUCCAGACCAACCACUGCUCCUCCCGAUACCUCAACCUCAACUUCCACUGCCAUUCCUGGAGAAAGUACAUUUGUGGGAAGUGUCUUUACUCAGUCUGGGAGUGUGGCUAAUCAUCCAUCAGGCAGGGGUCUCCCCAUUCAGACCAACAUGGUAGACCCCACUGAGCCUAACGAUCAUCCUAUUCUGAAGGCGGCAGGAUUGCCAGACAGACUGAGGCUGGUCGAGACAGCUGUCAUGAUGAACUACAUGCAGAACAGACUAGCACUCUACCGCAACCUCCCCACCCUCAUUGAGCAUGUGCCGUCCGCGGUAGAGAGUCUGACAAUAUCGAGAGGCCAUCUGGACAGACUGUGGGUGUACGGCUGUCCCCUCACUCGUGGGAGACCUGUCACUGCCAUCUGUUGGAACAUUGCCAAUCCCGACAUCCUCGCUGUGGGCUAUGACAGCUCCUCCAGAGGAGAGCCGGGCCAGGGAUUAGUUUGCUGCUGGUCUCUCAAGAACUGCGAGUUCCCUGCGAGGGUGUUCAACGCACCAUCAGGAGUGACUUCGCUCUCUUUCUCUCUCCUUCAUCCCAACCUUCUGGCUGCUGGGCUGUGCAAUGGGUCCGUUCUCCUUUAUGAUGUCCGCAGCACUCAACACUCAUCAGUUCUGGACAGCAGAGAUGCAGUGCACAGACACUGUGGCCCAGUGUGGCAGGUGAAGUGGGUCCUGAGAGAGAAGACUCUCGGGGAAGAGGCACGCUCUGAGGCCCUCGUGUCUACCUCCACCGACGGCAGAGUUCUUCAGUGGUCAAUUAGGAAGGGGUUUGAGAGCUCAGUUCUGAUGAAGCUAAAGAGAAUGGUGGUGCCCAAACCUCCGAUGGUGAAGAAACAGACCAAAGGUGGGAAGACGCAGGCCCCUCCCCCUCAAACUGAUGCCAUCAUCUCCCAGCAUGCACCCGGCCUGGGGUUUGACUUCAGCCCCUCUGACUCUAACCUAUAUCUGGUGUGUACAGAGGAAGGCCUGAUCCACAAGUGCUCAUGUUCAUACAAUGAGCAAGUUCUGCAGACAUACAAAGGACAUACAGGAGCAGUGUACAGAGUGAGGUGGUCGCCAUUUGUCAGUGAUGUCUUUGUGAGCUGCAGUGCGGACUGGACAAUCAAACUGUGGCACCACGAGCACACUUCUCCCCUCCUCACCUUCUCCAGCACCAAGACCCCAAUCUACGAUGUGGUGUGGUCUCCGUUCCAUUCUGCCAUGUUUGGCACUGUCAGUGGGACUGGGGUGGAGGUAUGGAACCUGGACAUAAACACGUUGGACCCUGUAAUUCACCACCACUCACAAACCUCCACCCCCACCUCUCUCUCCUUCUCCUACAACUCUCAGACUCUACUAGUGGGUGUGGCUUCAGGAGAAGUGGGUGUGUACCAGCUCAAGAAUGUUCCCCACACUGCGGAUGAGAUAGUUCUUUUAUCAGUAGUAGAGGCCGCAGUAAAGGAGCUUCAUUGA